AUGGCCGCGUGGGGCGAGCGGCUGGCAGGCGUGCGCGGGGUGCUGCUCGACAUCUCGGGCGUGCUGUACGAUGGCGGUGAGGACGGCGGCUCGCCGAUCCCUGGCUCCGUGGAGGCGGUGGCGAGAUUGAAGCGGUCCCGGCUGAAGGUGAGGUUCUGUACCAACGAGAGCCAGAAGUCCCGGGGCAACCUGGUGGGGCUGCUUCGACGCCUGGGCUUCGACAUCUCAGAGGGCGAGGUGACCGCCCCGGCCCCGGCCGCCUCCCUGAUCCUGAAGGAGCGAGGCCUGCGGCCACACCUGCUUGUCCAUGACGGAGUCCGCUCAGAAUUUGAUCAGAAUGACAUGUCCAACCCCAACUGUGUGGUCAUUGCAGAUGCCGGAGAAGCCUUUUCUUACCAAAACAUGAAUAAAGCCUUUCAGGUGCUCAUGGAGCUGGAAAAUCCUGUGCUCAUAUCUCUGGGAAAAGGACGCUACUACAAGGAGACCUCUGGCCUGAUGCUGGACGUUGGUGCCUACACGAAGGCGCUUGAGUAUGCCUGUGGAAUCGAAGCCGAAGUGGUGGGGAAGCCUUCUCCUGAGUAUUUCCGGUCGGCCCUGAAGGAGAUGGCAGUGGAAGCCCACGAGGCCGUCAUGAUUGGGGACGAUAUCGUGGGUGAUGUUGGCGGUGCCCAGCGCUGUGGAAUGAGAGCCCUGCAGGUGCGGACAGGAAAGUUCAGGCCCAGCGACGAGCGCCAUCCGGAGGUGAAGGCUGACGGGUACGUGGACAACCUGGCCCAGGCCGUGGACCUGCUGCUGCAGCACGCGGACAAGUGAUGAGCCUCGGGGGGCGGCCCCCGGCCUCAUGCCGCCCCUGCCCCAGUGCCCGGACCACCCAUGGCCCUGCCCUCUGCCCUUGACCCUGGACCGACAGGGAGAAGGUACCAGCUGGCACCUCUGCUUCCCCGCAGCUGCCUGGGGAGCGGGUCCCCCCGGGAUGGCCUGCCCCCGUGAAGUCAGAGCAGGGGACAGACCUGUCUGGGUGCCCCCAGAUUCGGAGCACCCUCUGCGCGUGGGCUGGAGGUGCUCUGGGAGCCCUCUCUGGGUGCACCUGCUCCUGUACCUGUCCCACCUCACUGGACCCGGGGACACUCACCCACGGCCCCUCUAGCAGACAUUCUGUGCACAGAGUCGGGCCUGGAGAAGGUGGGGGCAUGUGGCACCGCCCAUGCAGCCCGGGCUGAGCCAGCCUCCCUGGGACUGCCCAGCACCCCUGCCCGCGUCCUGGCCCCCACCCAGAGUCGGAGUGGCCGCUUACCCCCGCCCCCAACGGUGACAGCCCGCUGCCCUUCCUACCCCAGGAGUCACCCUGGAGCCAGAGGCUGGGGCACCUCCCAGGGCCGCUGACGACCCGGCGGCAGGCGGAGGGUGAUUCCGGGGCCCUAACUCGACAGACUGUGUCAUGCCCGACGUGUGCAAGGGUGACCUCUGGUGAAAUAAACGGCCCUGACCUGA
This is a messenger RNA of Canis lupus familiaris (dog), 1491 nucleotides long. RefSeq names its product phospholysine phosphohistidine inorganic pyrophosphate phosphatase (gene LHPP). The record is from RefSeq and is a predicted model, not a curated record. NCBI's taxonomy places the organism in Eukaryota, Metazoa, Chordata, Mammalia, Carnivora, Canidae. Gene Ontology annotation, molecular function: phosphatase activity; inorganic diphosphate phosphatase activity. Gene Ontology annotation, cellular component: cytosol. Gene Ontology annotation, biological process: dephosphorylation. Bases 1 to 813 code for a protein of 270 amino acids. The transcript is spliced from 7 exons.